CAGUAUCUGUGACCAAAUUUAAACACGUCAGUCCUCCACGCAGUUCACCUCCCACGCAGGACGGUCCCCGACAGGUACCGCCGCGUUAUUCUGUGAGCAGUUUCGUGUAAUUAGUUAGCGGUGUUUCCGAGGAGCACUGAUUUCAUCUCUCGAAAAAAGACCUCCAGGGAUGGAAUCGAUUCCCAGCCAGCUUCCAGCAGGACGAGAUUCCAGCUCUUCCCCGAACUCCAAGCAGGACCUGCAGCCCUUCUCCUCCGGCUCCAGCUCCCUGAAGCCGAACCAGGUCAGCGAGACGGCGCUGUACGGGGUGCCCAUCGUCUCCUUAGUCAUCGACGGCCAGGAGAGGCUCUGCCUGGCGCAGAUCUCCAACACCUUACUCAAGAACUACAGCUACAACGAGAUCCACAACCGGCGCGUGGCGCUCGGCAUCACGUGCGUGCAGUGCACACCGGUGCAGCUCGAGAUCCUGCGGCGCGCGGGGGCCAUGCCCAUAUCGUCGCGGCGCUGUGGCAUGAUCACGAAGCGCGAGGCCGAGCGCCUCUGCAAGUCCUUCCUCGGGGCGCACAACCCGCCGAAGCUGCCCGAGAACUUUGCGUUCGACGUGUCCCACGAGUGCGCGUGGGGGAGCCGCGGCAGCUUCAUACCCGCGCGGUACAACAGCUCGAGAGCCAAGUGCAUCAAGUGCUCGUACUGCAACAUGUACUUCUCGCCCAACAAGUUCAUCUUCCACUCGCACCGCACCCCCGAGUCGAAAUACACGCAGCCGGACGCGGCAAACUUCAACUCGUGGAGGCGCCACCUCAAGCUGACGGACAAAAGCGUGUCGGAGGACGUGGCCCACGCGUGGGAGGACGUGAAGGCCAUGUUCAAUGGGGGGAGCCGGAAAAGGACGCUGCCGAUGAGCGCCUCCGAGCGGUCCUCCCCCCUCAAGCAGCAGAGCUCCGCCGGCGCUGCCCUCCCCCAGACGAGCUCGCCCGAGGUCCCACACAAAAGCCUGCGCUGCGAGGAAGAGCGUGGCAGCGCCGUGGGGCUUCCGAGCGGCGUGCGCAGCUACCCGGUCAUCCCGGUGCCGAGCAAGGGCUUCGGGAUGCUGCAGAAGAUCCCCCCGCCCCUCUUCCCCCACCCGUACGGAUUCCCAGCCUUCGGACUGUGCCAGAAGAAGGACGAGUCCGUGGGACUAGUCGGGGAGCAGAGCAAGAACAAUCUGUCGGGUGUGUUCUGGCCCGGCGCGAAGGACAGCGUGUACCCGUCCUUCCCCAUGUUCUGGCCUGCUGCUGCGGGGGGGCUCCCCAUUCCCCCGCCGUACCCGCCGCAGUCGCAGCCCAAACCCCCCACGGAGCUGCUGGGCGUCAGGCCGCAGGGUGAGCCGGCGGACAUGUCUGAGCAAAGCGAUGGGAGCACCAACACGCCGAAGGACAGCCUUCUGGACAGCGAGCGCUGCUCCAGCACCCACUCCGCCAGGAACGAGGAGGACAAGUCCGGGGACGAGACCAGAUCCACGGAAGGGGUGCCCAUCGCCCACAGGAAGAUGAGCUACAUCUCUGCCUUCAGACCCGUUGUCAAGGACGCCGAGAGCAUCGCCAAACUGUACGGCAACAGGGAGGCGUACAGCGGAGGCCCCACCGGCUAUGUGUCUCCAGAUUUCAUGAGCGAGAGCUCCAGCUACAGGUCCGUGUCCCCAGACGUGGACAGCGUGGAGGAGGAGCCCGAUGUGGACGUGGAGUCCAACAGGGCGCCGGAAGACGACGAGUCUCUGCAGCUCUCAGUGGAGGACCGCCAGAGCCCCCCAGAUUUGCUCAUGGCUCAGGCUGGCGCGGAAAAGAGCCAGGAGGAGGCUGGGAACGAACCUCUGGCUGCGCUGGAGGAGCCCCAGAGAGGGACCUUCGCCGCGGACGAGGAGCACCACAAGGAAGCGGCGUCGGAGAGCGGAGACCACCCGGCGCUGUACGGGGUGUACGCACGUGAAAGGGAUGAUCACAUGGCCCCGAAUGGCCCAGCUAAUUUUGGAGCAACCAGCAAUUAUCCGUGCGGCCCACUGGACUCAAACGACUCUCUUAAAGAAGACAUCGCCUCUGCGCCAAAAGAAGCGGAGCUGAAGAAAAGUUAUGAGGAUCGAGGAAGCGGGUCCAAGGAAAGUCCUAGAGAAGCAGCAGCGGGUGAGGAGGUGGUGCGCGCUGAUGUCAACAGAGUAAUACUCGUGGAGAAAGAUAUAGAAAACAUGGCAAAAGAUGAAUUGCAGAGACAGCUUGUGGAACAGGUGGAACUCAGAAAAAAGCUGGAACGAGAAUUCCAGAGUCUGAAAGACAAUUUCCAGGACCAGAUGAAGAGAGAGCUCUCCUACAGGGAGGAGAUGGUGCAGCAGCUGCAGAUCGUCCGAGACACUUUAUGCAGCGAGUUGGACCAAGAGAGGAAGGCUCGCUAUGCAAUACAGCAGAAACUUAAAGAAGCUCACGACGCGCUACACCAUUUCUCGUGCAAGAUGCUCACCCCGCGCCACUGCACGGGCACGUGCUCCUUCAAGCCCCCCCUGCUGCCGCCGUAGCGCGCGGAGCAGCAGCGCGCACCCCCAGCAGCGACGCGCACGCGACAGCACAGUUAGCGAGCCGCUCCGGCGGCCGGAGCUCCUCCUUCCCCGGCGACGCGGACGACGAGCAGCGACGGACGAAGCCCCGUGUUUCCGCGCCCGUGUGGCCGCUGCUCGUAUGACUCUGACGCACGUUGAUUGAUUCAUUAGCGGACAGUCACAGGAAAGACGCAGGUAGCGCACAUCCACACCCCCGAACCAAACGACUCCCUCCGCUAGAUUAUUAUUAUAAUAAUGAUCCAUGAUUCAGCGAGUGCAGGCGGAAUUUCCCGGCUCGUUCAUUGUAUCUACUGUAGAUUGUUAAUAUAAAGUUUUAAACUUCUUGAGCCCCUUCUGGAGGAUUUUGUACCACCCUCUGGAAAGAUAUGACCAUCUUUAGAUACUACUACUGCUGGC
Scleropages formosus (Asian bonytongue) is the source of this 2980-nucleotide messenger RNA. RefSeq names its product SKI family transcriptional corepressor 1 homolog-B-like. Gene Ontology annotation, biological process: negative regulation of transcription by RNA polymerase II; negative regulation of BMP signaling pathway. Gene Ontology annotation, cellular component: transcription regulator complex; nucleus; cytoplasm. The transcript is spliced from 9 exons. The record is from RefSeq and is a predicted model, not a curated record. Gene Ontology annotation, molecular function: DNA-binding transcription factor activity, RNA polymerase II-specific; RNA polymerase II cis-regulatory region sequence-specific DNA binding; SMAD binding. Bases 170 to 2542 code for a protein of 790 amino acids. NCBI's taxonomy places the organism in Eukaryota, Metazoa, Chordata, Actinopteri, Osteoglossiformes, Osteoglossidae.